This is a messenger RNA of Octopus bimaculoides (California two-spot octopus), 5564 nucleotides long. RefSeq names its product solute carrier family 28 member 3. Gene Ontology annotation, cellular component: plasma membrane. NCBI's taxonomy places the organism in Eukaryota, Metazoa, Mollusca, Cephalopoda, Octopoda, Octopodidae. Gene Ontology annotation, biological process: nucleoside transmembrane transport. Gene Ontology annotation, molecular function: nucleoside:sodium symporter activity. The record is from RefSeq and is a predicted model, not a curated record.
AGCACACUGUUGAACACAUUUCAAACGCCUCCUUGCCCUUCUUAUACCCCUGUCUGUUCUAUUUCGAGGCAAACAAGCAAAUUGGAGAAGUCGUUUGACGUGUAUAUUAUGUUACACGUAUGUUAAGAGACAUGUGUAUACAGCCUUUGUCACUCUUAUAUAUGCACACUUCUAUUCAUAUGUAAAUUUAUACGCAAGUACGUACACGAACUCUCAUACACACACACACACACACACACACACACACACACACACACACACACACACACACACACACACACACCUAUAUCCACACAUGCAAACACACGUCAAUAUGCAUACAUAUAAACAUAUACACACAUAUACACUUCUACAUAAACUCUAAUUUUAUAUUCCUCUAUCCAUUCUACUUCCCUGGGCACUCACAAAACACACACACACACACACACACACACACACACAUAUAUAUAUACAUACACAAACACGCACACACAUAUAUCUAUACGUAUACAUACUGUUUUUAAAGAUAUGUACGAACGCACAACAAUACAUAAACUUACACGUCUAUAUUUCUUUAUGCCACAUACACACGCCUAUGAAUAUCUAAGUGUGUGCGUAUAAAUGCGUAUGUGUAUAAGUGUGUUUAUAUGUGUGUAUAUAUACAUAUGUAUGUGUGAGUGCAUACAUAUAUAUGUAUGUUUGUAGAUGUGUGAAUGCACACAUAUAUAUAUGCGUCGUCUGCUAGAGAAUGGCUUCCUGGCUGUGUUACUUUGUUUCUACAAUAAGAUUACCGAAUUUUUCGUGGAAAACGGAAGUACAUCGAACGUCUGUCACGCGAAAGGCAACGGGAAAUUUAGCCUCUUUUCUCUCCUAACAGCAGGAAGAGUACAACUAUAAGCCAUGAGUAUAGAACUGACCAAUGUCCAAUCAAUUCAAUCUCCUGGAAAGGAUGGAAUCAAUAAUUCUACGAUGCCCAUUCUCAAUGGCAACGAGGAAAACAACCGCGAGAAAGUUAUUGCUGAUGGCAACGGACAAAUUAAUGUCGGAUUUACAGAAAUACCCGAUUCAGAAUUGAACUUCAAACGAGACCCAAAAAGAUUGGGGCCAGAAGAUCCCGAACCCGAAGAACAAAGCUACUAUCAAAAAGCGAAGCCGUAUUUGCGUACAGGGUUUUACAUAACACUGGUUAUUCUUUAUGUGAUCUACUUCGGUUGGGCCAUGCAUUUUGGCCAAGGAGACGGGGCUUCAAUAUGUCUUCUCGUUCUCACGCUCUUUGCGGCUUUCGUUAUUAUCUUCAACUUCCUGAAUAAAAGGUUUAAACUUAACGACCAAAUCCUCGGUAAUGUUAAUGAAAAAAUGCAAACAUACACUGGAGAGAGGAUACGGACUUAUUGCCGAUGGUUUAUGAUAGCGUUGGCUCUGGCUGUGGUGAUAUGGGUUAUCGUGGAAGUGGCCAUGAAACAACCGAACAAUCUCGUAUCAUUAGCAGGUCUUGCGUUUUACGUGCUUGUUUUCUACAUAUUCUCAAUCGAGCGGAAAAAGGUCAAGUGGCACACAGUGUUCUGGGGUCUAAUGAUUCAGCUGAUCAUGGCCAUUAUAAUCAUUCGAACCCAGGCUGGCUACAAUGCGUUCGAGUUUUUAGGGGACCAGGUCUCCGAUUUCCUCACCCACAGUGAUGAGGGAGCAAAAUUCGUGUUUGGAGCAAGUUUCGAAGAUCAUCUGAUGGCGUUUAAGAUAUUCCCGACCGUAGUAUUCUUCAGUUCAAUUAUGUCGAUGCUGUAUUACCUGGGAGUUAUGCAAGCUGUCGUCUUAAUCAUAGGCCGAGCGAUAUCUUUCUGUAUGGAUACCACUCCUGCCGAAUCUAUCACAGCAGCAAGUAAUAUCUUUGUUGGAAUGACAGAGUCUCCACUACUCGUCAAACCAUUUCUAAAUGAAAUGACUGGCUCAGAACUCCAUGCUGUCAUGACCGGAGGAUUUGCCACCAUUUCCGGCUCACUACUGGGAUUCUAUGCUAACUUUGGGGCUAAACCACAGCAUCUCCUCUCCGCCUCAGUAAUGUCUGCUCCCGCUGCACUAGCUCUGUCUAAAUUACUGUAUCCAGAAACAGAAAUCUCAAAAGCUUCUGUCAAAGAUUAUUCCAAAAUUGGUAAAGGUCGCUGUAGACCACAAUUUUACACACAGGAAACUGAAACAUUGCUCACAGCUUCAACUUUUCAAGGAGAUAGUGAUGGAUCCGAGAAGAGUUUACUUGACGCUGCCUCGAGAGGUGCUUCCCAAUCAAUUAAAUUGGUCGCAAAUAUCGGUGUCAAUCUCAUAGCUUUCAUCUCCAUAUUGUCUUUUGUAAAUGCCGUCCUCGUGUGGAUGGGCGAAAGAGUCUACAUCGAAAAGUUAACAUUUGAGAAAAUUUGUUCUUACCUUCUCUACCCAGUUGCCUUUUUGAUGGGUACAGCACGAGACGAUUGUUUGCAAGUCGCUGAACUGAUUGGAACCAAAACCUUCCUUAAUGAAAUGAUCGCCUACAGUCGACUGAAAAAGUAUGUGGAUAACCGCAAAAUUUUCGAUAAUUACACAAUGUAUUAUAACAUGACAGACGAUUGGACACAGAUUGGUAGAGAUAUAUUCUUAAAUCAUACAACUACCACAUUAGUAGGAGGCUUUAUGACGCCCCGUUCUGAGGUCAUCUCUACCUAUGCCCUUUGUGGUUUUGCCAACAUUGGUUCCAUGGGUAUUGUACUGGGAGGAUUGACCAUUCUGGCGCCCCAAAAGAGAGACAUCAUUGCACAAACGGUGGUAAGGGCAAUGAUAGCCGGUAACGUCGCUUGUUUCCUUACAGCUUGUAUUGCAGGUCUGAUGAUCUACGAGUAGGGAAAACGUCUCAAGUUUCGAAAUGUUAUCCAUCAGAAAACAAACAGAACCAAGAACUCAUUUUCAGACCAUUUCAUGGGAUUUUCUAGAAAAACCAAGAAAAAGAAAGAAAAAAAAAACAGACAAAUAAAAUGAGAGUGAAAAGUGAGCGAGAAAGAAAGAGAGAGAGAAAAUAUAAUGUGUGUGUGUGUGUGUGUGUGUAUGUAUGUAUGUAUGUAUUAUGUAUGUGUGUAUAUAUGUAUGUAUGUAUAUAUAUAUGUGUGUGUGUGUGUGUAUAUAUCUAUGUAUAUAUAUAUAUAUAUAUAUAUAUAUAUAUAUAUAUAUAUAUAUAUAUAUAUAUAUAUAUCGUUAUUGAUACACACAAGUGGAAGUAUAGACGAAAUUUAGUUGAAUAACAUGCACAGAUAAUGUAUUAGAAUUAAUUAGAAUUUAAUUAGAUUUUGAAAUAUAGGUAUAAACUUGACCAGUUUCACAUUAGACUUUCAAAAAGGUAUAUGGCAGUGUGUCAUGAAUUAUGUCUUUUUCUGGCUGUUGUUAUAAAAGUUGUUAGCUUUUAAGGCGAGAGUGCGCCCCAGAACACUAUCCAUUAACGUACAAACUGAUCGCUCAACGUUUAUGUUAAGCUUAUAUGACAGACGUGCGAGAAGUUCACAUAAAUGCUUUACUCAAUUGAAAGCUAGCUCAUUUUUUCCAUAUCACAUUUGCUAUUGCUGUUAGUUUAGUGUGUAUUUUACUUAAUUUUAACAACUAGGAUGUUUGAAAUUUUUUAAUAGUUUUUAAACCUUUUAAAAUUUUAUUUGAUGCCUGACCCUAAAGGAUUCAUGUUAUUCCAUCGUUUUUGUAGUGUUGGCAUUGUUAUUUUAUGGGUAACUUAAAUAAAUCUAAUCCUUAUUCCAUUAUCAUUUUGUACACUAAGGGAUAAUACCUAUCCAAUAGAUAGAAUGAGGCAUGUCACCGCUAGACUGAAACAGCUGUAAGUCAUUGUCCCAUUUUUGGUCACUAGAUGUCCUUUUUAAUUACUGAUAUGACAUAAUAUGUCGCAUGUGUUUGUAUAUUGUUAUUAUUGUCCUCUUAGUUAACAAAUAAACAAGUAAAUUGACACAAUACAAUGUCUGCAAGUUGAUGAAUACCACCUAUUCCCCUCCAUUUUCUUAUUGCUAUAUAUACAUAUAUAUAUAUAUGUAUAGUAUAUAUAUACAGUACAUAUAUAUAUACACGCACACACAUAUAUAAGUAUAUGGAUGCCUGCAUGUAUAUAUGUGUGUGUGUGUAUGUGCAUAUGUGUGUGUGUGCAUGUGCGUGUGUACCAUAACAUUAAAAACUAAUAAAUAUAUAAAUUUUAUAUUAUAUAUCAGAAACAGACUGAAACUAUAUUUUAUUAAUCGCUGUAUUCUACAAUACCUAGACGUUCAUGUGCGUAUGCAUGUGUAUGUUUUACUUUCAGCAGCUAUUACAGAUGAAAAUUACUCUUUGAGUCAAUUAAUCUGCAUAUAUUAACUUGACAGACAAUACCAUUUAAUAUUUUUUUAAUGUACAUUUAAUUUUCUACUCAGAGUUUAAAACAUUUAAGCUUGGGGGGGGGGGCAUUUAGUUUCUCAAAGACGUUAAAAACUCAAGAUAUUCCAUAAAUGUUAUGGAAGAUGACAGUGAACAAACAUUCUGUGUAGUUGCAGUAAAACAUUCAUGUAUUUUUCUACGUAUAUCUAUGGUUGAAGUAAAGUGUUUUUCUAUGUACAAUCCUUGAGUAAUCAUUGAAAAAAAUUAAUUCAUAAUUCAAUACUUAAUGUUCUUUUUGUCUAUCCAGAGACGUUUGUUUAUUUCAUGUUUUUUUAUUUUUAUGUAAACAUAACAAGGUAGCGAUUAUAUAUGGCAAAAAACCUUCAGUUGUUGAUAAAUACAAUCGAAGUAAAAGACAAUGUGGGAGAAUAAAGAAAAGUUAGAAGAGGACGUAAAACACAUGUGGGAGCAGGUGUAAAAGGAAAAAAGAAAAACAUAUACAUCAAGUUAAGUUUACACACACACAAACACAUACACACACACACACAAACACACGUAUGCACACACACACACACACACAUACAUAUAUGCACAUAUCUUUGCUGAUAUGUAUGUUUACAUAUAGAUAUAUACAUAAGUGAAACAUUUAUAUACAGAAACAAACAUAUAUAGGUGGUGCUCCAGCAUGGCCGUAGUCAAAUGACUGAAAUAAGUAGAGUAAAAGAACGUUUGUGUGUAUGUAUGUAUGUACACAUAUACAUAAGAGUUUUAAGGAAUAAACAGGCUUUAUAACAAAUCACUACAAUUGUUUCAGUGCAUCAGUAUCAGCUCGUAAUUGCUGAAUGUCUCAAAUAUUAUACACAUUAUUAUAUUAAUAUGAUCCAAGAAUAACCGUAUACAUGCACUUCUUCAGAUGAGUAUAGCCCCAAACACUGCAAGAUUCUUUUUAGUUUCUCUUUGUUUCAUACCCACAUGGUUACACUCUUUUUAACAUUCUAUUGACAAGGAACAAUAUGGAAAUACAAAGCGAUACAAAUGAGAAAAAAUGCCAAAUAAACGCUGACUCUAAAUCCCCACAACGAACUCCAGAAUUACACUAAUACAGGACUCAAGCGUACUUUUACCCACUGGACUAACUCACCUUCUUUUAGUAACAGUUAUUUAUAUGAGAUGUAUGACCACAUUUGUGGAAGGAUAAUAAAAUAACAAACAAACAUACAAAA